Lampris incognitus (smalleye Pacific opah) is the source of this 3321-nucleotide messenger RNA. RefSeq names its product von Willebrand factor A domain-containing protein 1-like. The coding region runs from base 532 to 2088 and encodes 518 amino acids. NCBI's taxonomy places the organism in Eukaryota, Metazoa, Chordata, Actinopteri, Lampriformes, Lampridae. The transcript is spliced from 6 exons. Gene Ontology annotation, molecular function: protein binding. The record is from RefSeq and is a predicted model, not a curated record.
UGCCCUGCAGUCAACACACACGCACACAAGCACACGCACACACACCCCGUCUAAAGCGUCUCCUCUGCGCACCAAGAGACAAAGUCCAACCAAAAGUUUUGGGAAAAGAAGAGGAGGCGGGGGUGGAGUGAGGCAGUCGGUCUUAAUACGGUGCCGACAGGGUGAAACGGUUCAGAGGACCGGCAGAGAGGGGACAGCGGAGUCCUCUUCCAUCUGAUUUCCUCAGGGAGGGAUUACAACACGGAAAUACUGCUGCCCAUGCCCACAGAGGAUGACGCAGGUGUCUCCUGAGGGACUCGCCGCGCUGGUCGUCAGAGGGAGCGUGUGGGAGCGGUGCUGCAGGGGCUAGGUCAUGGAAACGGUGGAGGGCACUUGUUCCAGGGUCGUUUCCUCCGAAGGAGUUCCUCGCGCGCGUGUCAGUCUGUAGGGUGUCGGCCUCAACGCCGCGGCGAGAGUUUGCUUUGCUUUGCGAUGGACAGCGGCGACAGAAGACCGCGCUCCGGUUAAGUCACCUGUUCGAGAGUCCCCUCGAUGAAAGUCGCCGGAUCGGGAAAUCGUCUGCUCGCGAUGAAGGGCGGCGUUCUCCUCACCGUCGCCCUCCUGGCGGCGCUGCGCUCGGGCCACGCGCAGGUGACGGUACCUGACACAGUGUCGAACUGCUGUGAAGGGGACAUUUUGCUUGUGCUGGACUCUUCUGGAAGCAUUUCAUCCUACGAGUUUUCCCGCCUGCUGCUCUUCCUGACUGACUUGCUGCACACCUUCUCUCUGGGCCGGGGACAGGUGAGAAUUGGCCUGCUGCAGGUGGGCACUGCUCCUCUCUUGGAGUUUGGCCUUGAUGCCCACGACACCCAGGCCAGCCUGCAGAAAGCUCUGCUCAACACCAGGCAACUCCAAGGAGAUACGAACACAGAGGCUGCCCUCAGGUUAGCUCUGGACCUUCUCACUAAACCAGAGACAGAACCCGGGCCGGCCAGAGACGCCGCGCUCCCCAAGGUGCUCGUGUGGCUGACGGAUGGGGUGCAGCCCGGAGACGUGGACGAACCGAUGUCGGAGCUGAAAGAGCGGGGAGUGGCGGUGCUAGCUGUGUCUACGGGACAUGGGAAUUAUCAGGUGCUGCGGCGGUCGGUGACACCCCCUGUUGAGAACCACCUCUACUUCGUGGACAUAGAUGACAUCGGUAUCAUUUCAGACGACCUGAGGGAGGCCAUCAUCGAAAUUAUUCGUGCAGAACGGCUGCGGGCGAUGCAUGUGUCCUCCCAUAGUGUCACGCUGCAGUGGCGACCUGUUCUGAGUGCAGGGACGGGUUACUAUGAGCUCCGCCACAGCUGCGUGCGGAAAGCGGAGGGAGACGCCCAUUCUGACACGGGCGUCGGCUGCACCGACGGCCACUACCGCAGGCGCACCCUCUCAGGAGACUCCAGCUGGGUGGAGUUAACCAACCUGCAGCCUGACACCACCUACACGGCCUCUCUCACCCCAGAGUCCAACCAGGAGGUCCUCAACACUCUCUCCAUUACUUUCACAACACUUCCCGAGAUAUUGAGUCCAGCAGUGGUCUUAGUAUCAGACUCGGCCCCUCAUCAGCUUCGCGUCAGCUGGGGCCCUCUGCAGCCCGCUCGAGUCCAGAGGUACCGGGUGGAGUAUGGAGCGAUUCCCACCGGCCAGGUCCAUACCGUAUCAUUGUACGGCCAUCAGAACUCCACCCUGCUGACAGGAUUAGAGCCGGACACUCAGUACCUGGUCACCGUCAGUGCUCUGCAUGCAACAGGCGACGAGAGAGCCAUGUCUGUCAAAGCCUGCACUCAGGAAGCAGUGCUGCCUGCCCUGACGGAGCUUCAGUUGACCCCGGUGGACCAAGAGGGCACACGGGUCAUGUGGCGAGGCCAAGAGGAGGGUCUGAGAGGCUACUGGAUCAGCUGGGAGGGGCAAAACACCCAGAACCCGUCAGAGCCCUUGUCCUCCUCCAUAUACCUGCCCCCUGGCUCUCUGUCGACACAGCUGACCCACCUCGCCCCCCACAGUCGAGUGUGUGUGUCCCCUGUCUACACCGCGGGCAGAGGAGAAGGAAUAUGCUGCCAAGCAGACUGAGUCCAUCCAGUGGGGUUGAAAAUCAAGGCUGCAGCAAUGAGGCCACUGAUGGGAAAAAAUCGACAAAAUCAAACAUUUUAAGUGCCUCAAAGACAGAUCAGACAACAGAUAUAGAUCCUAUUUCCUUGUGUUCCAGUUUCAUCUAGAAAUUGAUGAUGAAGGCGAUAACAUAUGGCCAAGUCUAUUUAUUUUGCAGCGGUAUUCUUCUCUUCUUUUUUUUUUCUUCCAAAUUAUAUCAUUUGAAUCUAAUGUUCUUUGCAGCUUUAUUUUCUUCUACCUUGCCUAUAGACAGCUGGUCGGCCCACAAGCACCUGGGACCAGGUCAAAAACCCAAGUAGCAUCUAAAUGUGUAGGAAAAAAUAAUUCAAAAUGAUCAGUACAAAAACGUUAUUAACCAAAAAGUGGAAGUAGUAUACACUUAUAUUUCCUAAAUUUUGUUUAUUUUUAUUCAGUCACAAUAAAAACCUCUCUUACACACAAUCCUAGAUGGGCAAAUUGAAUCUGUUUAAGGGUAACUAAGGAUUUGCACAUUUUGACCAAUUACCACGGAUGAUUCAGUUCACAUAUCGGAGCUUAAACUUUUUAAAAUUUGCAUACUUUUAUGCAAAUAUAUUUUUGAAUAGGAAGGUAUUAAUUAUGUAUGCUGACACUUUUGUCGUGGUGCACAGUUUUGGUUUUUACCCGUUCUUGUCUCCAGGCUGUGGGGGGGGGGGCGGGGAUCCCCUCCAUUUUAAUUGCCACACUGGCAGCACAUCAAAGCCACAACCACGUGUUUCUGCAUUCUCUUAAAUAUCAUAAUAGGAGAUGCUGCAGUGCUUGAAAAUAAUGAAAAAACGUUAUGGUUUAUCAUGAUCCGGACUCAUCAAGGUCAAUAUUAAGCCCAUGCAAAUACUAACCUGCUGAAUCAAAAACCAUCCUUUUUUUUUUCUUCCAUACUGCUUGCAUUGCAUGAAUAUUUGUGGAUGCUUAUAGGCCUACAGUGAAUUAUUUUAUAUUGAAUAGUUUUAUUUUGUAUGUAACAUUUUGUCUGUAACAUGUAUGUGCUGCAGACAGUUUUGCGUGGGAUAAUGUAUCCUCUACAGAAACAAUUAUGAGGUGAAAAGACACUUUCUCAAGCUGAGAAAAUCUGUAAACAAUGCCACAAUAAUAAGAAAUGUCCAGACUAUUACAAUCUCCUCAGAAAAUGACAGAUAUUAUAAAGUGGAGAGUAAAUGAAUUAAAACUGUGCAAAGA